GAAAAAGAAACUAGGCCUACUUCACGUCUCAACUACUACAACGUUUAAAACAAGAUUGUACAAAUAAUAAUAAUAAUAAUAAUAAUAAUAAAAAACUUCCCAUAUAGUCAUGCACUAACUUCAUUCGGGACGUCUAAAAUGUAUGCAGCUCAGUUCCGAUGGAGAAGCACCAGCUAUCCUGCUCCCCUGUUAACAGCCAGGCCCACACGUGCCCUGAUAGAUGAGCCCAUCAGCAUUGAGGCACGCCAUCUGCCCUCCCACCGGCCCAUCACAGUACGGGCACACAUGACCAGUGAGGAUGGAGAUCUCUGGGAAGCACUGUCUCACUACCACACAGAUGCACAGGGUGCAAUCAACUUGAUGCGGGAUGCAUCGGUGGGUGGUUCCUAUGUGGGCUGUGAACCAAUGGGACUCUUCUGGGCUCUACAACCUGCUCUCGGAGGUAGAAAGGGACUCAGGCUGCGUAAGAGAGACGUUGAGACUCCAUAUUCAGUGAAUCUGUCUCUACUAGACGGGCAUGUGAACCCGGAGGAUAACAGAGGGAAAGGAUCCGGAGAGGGACAGGAGCUGGCGGCAGUGGUGGUGGAUAGGUACUACAUGGCACCAGGAGUGCGCCGGAUUGAGGUUCGGCAGAAUGGUGUGGUGGGCACCAUGUUUCUCCCACCAGGACCAGGCCCAUUCCCUGCUGUACUGGACCUCUGGGGGAUGGGAGGGGGUCUGGUAGAGUACCGCUCUGCCCUGUUUGCAUCUCAUGGCCUGGUUAGUUUCGCCUUGGCUUACUUUGGCCACAAAGACAUCCCCGGACCCCCGAACCGUAUCAAUGUGGGAGAUUCUUACUUCCGGGCUGCCUUCCAGCUCCUGCAGGACCACCCACAGGUGUGUGAGGACAGGAUUGCAUUAAUGGGCCUCUCAUUUGGGGUGUUUCUGUCCCUGCGUAUAGCCUCUCAGCUCUCUGUCCAUCCUAGAUGUGUAGUCGGCAUUAAUGGUCCUUUGGGCAGUUUCAACAAAUUUGCAAGUGAAGAUGGACUUAAAGAAAGCUUCGAAGAAAAUCAGAAGCACUGGAGUUAUGAUGAAGAGGGUUACGUUAGUUUCAAAGAAGUGUCUUCGCCAAGAAUCGUUCCUUCAGAAAAUUAUGUGCAGGUUGAGAACAUGUGCUGCCCCCUGCUGUUCAUAGUGGGAGAGGACGACAUGAGCUGUACUGCUCAGGAGAAUGCAGAUGAGAUUAAGAAGAGACUGCAAGCUGCAGGUAAAUCUCAUCUGUUCAACCGUCUGUCCUACCCAGGUGCUGGCCACCUGAUUGAACCCCCUUAUGCCCCCAACGCACGCGUGUCUCUGUGGACAACACGACCCAAAAAAAGUGAUGACGAUAUGGGGUGGAAACCUUGCCCAACAUGCUGCAGCUCAGGAGGAUUCAUGGCAAAGGAUUCUGAAAUUUCUGGAAUGCCAUCUGCGAGGGUCUCAGAUAUGGCGGAGCUGCUGCAGCUUCUCCUGAACGUGUCAGAGAAGGCUGCCAAUGUGGCCCGAGUGUGUCGACGGGAGGCCCCGCUCUUCGAGCUGCUGGUCCAGGAGAAGAAAGGAGAUGACAAGAACAAGAAAUUUGUUCAGGACUUCAAGACUUUGGCAGAUGUGGUCAUUCAGGAGAUGAUCAGACAUGACGUUGGAGCUGUGUUUCCCGAGCUGAUUGACUUCAUCCAAGGGGAGGAAUCGAACAAGUUUGAGAAUGGGCUCGGAGAGAGCGUGAUUGUCACAGUUUGUGCCAAAGAGCAGGAGACGGCCGCCCUGCUGGCCACAGUGCUGGACGGCGACCAGACUGCGGCGGCGCUUUUGGCCAAAGCCAUCCACCAGGACCUCCAGUUCAGGGAUGAGGCGGCCGAGAGACUGAAGCCGUUCCCACUGAGCCCUGCAGAUGUGGGCAUCUGGAUAGAUCCAAUCGAUGGCACGAGUCAGUACAUAGAGGGAAAGGAGGAGCUGGUUCCGGAGGGAGAUUUCUGCUCAUUUGGACUUCCAUGUGCUUUGGUUUUGAUUGGGGUCUACCUGCGAGCCACAGGGGAACCUGUGAUGGGUGUCAUAAACCAGCCAUUCCAUCAAAGAGACGAGACAGGGCAUGGCUGGAAGGGCCAGCACUUCUGGGGAGUGUCCCACGGAGACUUCAACGCGUGCUCCGUGCCCAGGUCAAAGCGUCUGUCGUCGAGUGAGGACGGGGCGUGUCUCUCAGCCGUGCUGAGCUCCAGCGAAAAGGCGGCGGUCAAGGAGGCCCUCGCUCCCCUGUGCCCCGGGAAGUGUCUGAAAUACGCCUCUGGGGCUGGCUACAAGAUCCUGUGUGUCAUUCUCGGCCUGGCGGAUGUGUACGUUCUCUCCGAGGGCUCCACUUUCAAAUGGGACUCCUGUGCCCCGCAUGCCCUGCUCCGAGCGCUCGGGGGCGGAGUGGUCGAACUGGGGACUCGGCCUCCUGGUGGGAACAAGGGCCAGGUGGAGGUGCAACGUGGUGCUGAACUGACCUAUCACAAGCCCAAUGCUGGUUGCCGUGGUGCGGACCAGUGGGCCAAUCAGGGAGGACUGGUGGCCUAUCUUGAUUCCAAAGUGCUUUCAAGGGUGUUGGGGGAACUCGCAGGGAAGAUCUAAGAGGUUUUAUGUAUCGAUGUGAGGAUUCUGUGAGCAGGGAGGUGCUGAAUUAGGGGCCAUAUUUUAAUUCAGUGCCAGUGGGGGGUUUUAUUUUUGUAAGUUACUCACUUGUGUGCAGUUUCACUCAAGUGCACAGUGCAAUUUUGUUAAUGAUGUUUUUAAAACUAUCAAUCUAUGCUACUGUAUAUUCAUAUGCAACACAUAGAUUGUUUUUAUGUUUAACUGGUUGGUUUGUACUUCCAACUCUAACCACGGAAGUUAAAGUACAUGUUUAGUGUUCACAUUGAAAAGAUGCUGUUUAUUCCCAAGUGCAUCAAAUAAGUGCAUAAAGAAUGUGUAAUGGAACUAAGGCUUAAUUGCAGAUUAUGUAACCUCAGUUUUGUAUGCAGUUUGUCACUGUUGGUUAUAACUGGUGUUGGAUGCAUUUUUUGUAAUUUGGUUUCAAUCCAUAUGGAUUAUUUGUGCUGUGUCAUUGGAAACAUUUUAAACACAGGUCACAAUAGGUCAAUAGAAACCAGGGUGCAUAUGGUUAGAGGAAACUCAAACUCUAAAUGUACUGGUUACAUUAAAUAUAUUUUAAAAUAGACAAAGCUUAAUGUUGUAAUAAAAGUUUACUACUCUGGUAGUAGCAACCCACCUGUCU
Alosa sapidissima (American shad) is the source of this 3265-nucleotide messenger RNA. RefSeq lists its product as uncharacterized. The transcript has 16 exons. Gene Ontology annotation, molecular function: fatty acyl-CoA hydrolase activity. The record is from RefSeq and is a predicted model, not a curated record. The coding region runs from base 139 to 2622 and encodes 827 amino acids. Gene Ontology annotation, biological process: acyl-CoA metabolic process; fatty acid metabolic process; phosphatidylinositol phosphate biosynthetic process. Lineage: Eukaryota; Metazoa; Chordata; Actinopteri; Clupeiformes; Clupeidae.